AAACUCUUGGAGUCAUCAGAGAUGAGGGUUCCUAAGGCCAAGCUUAGGAAAGCCACUACUGCUGCAAGCCAUUAUGAGGGUGGAAAAGCAGCCUACACCUUGACUAGCAAGCUUGCUGUGCUCAUUUUCAGUACUGAAGAGCUUGCCCAGUCCAGGGGUCAAGGAAUUCGGGAUGCAAAAAAGGGUGACAUCAGACCUGUGCUGGAUCAUGAUAAAUUGGAUGUUUUGAAAGAAUAUGUGAACACCUGGUGUCAGAAGAAUGGAAAAGGCAAGAUGGAAGACAAGUUCUUUAACGAUGCAGUUACAGAAAGGAUCAGUUAUUCAAGAAAACUAAUGAAAAAAAUUCAAAAGAAAUAGACUAUAAUUA
Saccostrea echinata is the source of this 367-nucleotide messenger RNA. RefSeq lists its product as uncharacterized. NCBI's taxonomy places the organism in Eukaryota, Metazoa, Mollusca, Bivalvia, Ostreida, Ostreidae. The transcript is spliced from 2 exons. The record is from RefSeq and is a predicted model, not a curated record. Gene Ontology annotation, molecular function: DNA binding. The coding region runs from base 22 to 357 and encodes 111 amino acids.